Diplodia corticola is the source of this 714-nucleotide messenger RNA. RefSeq names its product translocation protein sec66. The coding region runs from base 1 to 714 and encodes 237 amino acids. The transcript has 2 exons. Gene Ontology annotation, biological process: post-translational protein targeting to membrane, translocation. The record is from RefSeq and is a predicted model, not a curated record. Gene Ontology annotation, cellular component: Sec62/Sec63 complex. NCBI's taxonomy places the organism in Eukaryota, Fungi, Ascomycota, Dothideomycetes, Botryosphaeriales, Botryosphaeriaceae.
AUGGUCGACUGGAUCUCGCUGGCGGUGCCCUUCGCCUACCUGGGCCUGCUGAUCGGCUCCAUGGCCACCUUCUCGCACCUGUACCGCGCCCGCAAGGCCUCGCGCGCCUCGUCGCUGGCGCCCUGGUUCGGCGCCCACACCACCCGCAACAUCUACCUCUCGCUGCUGCACAUCGAGCAGCCCAAGGUCCCGGACUCGGUCCUCAAGGCCGCCCUCCUGCGCCGCGCCGUCGAGGACAUCCACCGCAUCGUCGAGAUCCGCAACGCCAAGGCGGCCCUGCAGCAGUUGCUGCAGCGCGGCAGCGUCGGCGACGACCUGUGGCAGCGCUUCCAGCGCGCCGAAAAGGAGAUCGAGGCCGAGCUGCGCGACGUCGUGCAAGAAGCCAACGCCUUCGCACCCGGCUGGGGCCAGACCAUCUUCCAGAACGCCUCCGAAGUCGCGCAGAACCAGAUCCUCAAGGCCCGCGUCAACGAGCUGCAGGCCCAGACGGCCAACGAGAAGGCCUGGUGGGAGAAGAAGCGCGGCGCCAUCCGCUCCGAGUUCAUGAAGGAGCUGGGCGCCGACGAGGGCGCCGCCGGCGUCCAGACCAAGAGCAGCGACGACGACACCGUGCUCGUCGACAACGCCUCCACCGCUUCCAUGUCCAGACCGAGCACCGCCGGCUCCAUGGUCUCGGGCACGAGCUCCAAGAGGAAGGGCAAGGGCAGGAAAUAA